Mucor mucedo is the source of this 1183-nucleotide messenger RNA. RefSeq names its product inositol-tetrakisphosphate 1-kinase. Lineage: Eukaryota; Fungi; Mucoromycota; Mucoromycetes; Mucorales; Mucoraceae. Bases 119 to 805 code for a protein of 228 amino acids. Gene Ontology annotation, molecular function: ATP binding; inositol-1,3,4-trisphosphate 6-kinase activity; inositol-3,4,5,6-tetrakisphosphate 1-kinase activity. The transcript is spliced from 7 exons. The record is from RefSeq and is a predicted model, not a curated record. Gene Ontology annotation, cellular component: cytoplasm. Gene Ontology annotation, biological process: inositol trisphosphate metabolic process.
GCAAAGAUAGAGCGCGGUGAUACUAAAGCUAAACAGCUGUUUGACCGCUUCAAGUAAAGCACAUCCCAAUGUCAUUGUUAUAGACGACUGGCCAAACAUUGAAAAGGUGUUGGACAGAAUGCUUUUAUACCAUCACACCCAGACAGCUGCGGCAAAAGACACAAUAGAUAACCAGCCCUUAUUUCAUGUACCAAAAAGUAUCGCCUUAGAUUCCGUAAAAGAUUGGAAUGAUAAACUAGAUAUUAAUUUCCCGGCCAUGUGUAAGCGUAGAACAGCUUGCUCAUCUACAGAAGCACACCAAAUGAUAUUGGUGCCAUCACCAAAAGGCAUGUCAAAAAUCGAAGCGUACGUUAAGAAUGAUUCGGUCAUGUUACAAGAAUUUAUUCAACAUGAUGGGGUCAUAGUAAAGGUGUAUGUGGCGGAUGGUCAAAUUAGUGCAUCUACAAGACCUUCGUUCAAAAAUCUUGAUCAUAGUGGAGAUGUAGUCCAUUUUGAUAGUCAGAUGUUACCUAAAAGUUUCGAGACGCAGGUUACCCUUUCAGAUGAUUUGGAUAAAAUUUUUUUAAGAUUGGAUCCAGAAGAUAUUCAUAUUCACAAGGAGGCUUUUUUGAACAACGAUAAAUUACAGCAAAUUGCAGACAGUUUGCAUCGUCAGCUGGGCCUGACAUUUUUUGGAUUUGAUGUUUUAUUACAAUCAAAAACAAACGCUUAUUACGUAGUGGAUGUCAAUUAUUUUCCUAGCUUUAAAAAUGUAGAUAACUUCCAUUCGAUGUUUGUCGAUAUCUUGGAAAAGAGGCUAGGAUAAAAGAACACACAUGCAGCAACAAAAAGAAAGAAUUAAACAAUUUAACUUUGUAUUUUUAUAAUCGAAGCACAUCUAUUUGACCCCUGUGAUUACAUUGAGGAAUUUCGUAAACAAGCGGAUGUAUAAAGUGUCGAGACAAACCUUUAGGUUUUAUGCGUUCCAAGAAAAUGAAUAAUGUGUAUAGCGGAUUAAGCACCACGUGGUAAGUUACAAUCCGUUCAGUAAAGUGAGAACGUUAUAGAUCAAUGUCCGUCCCCAUAUUGUCCGUGUGCUUGUAAAUCAGUAAAAAGUAAUAUUUUACAUAUCAUGCCAUAAAUCUGACAGACAAAUGUCGGCUGCUUUUAAAAGUGGUUAGGGAGACAAAGUAAUGCGAUAAAU